CAAGCACGGUUAAUGGUUGGCGCACAGCGUUCAAAAUGUUUUCCAGAAUUGGCUUCGUGCUCAGCGUAUUGGUGCUGUGGUCUGUUAUUAAUUGUUUCAGCGAAAGUGUGGAUGUGCCACUCAAGCCCGUCACGGAAGAUUGCUUGGAAUGCCUCUGCGAAGCGUUGAGUGGUUGCAACGCCUCGGCGGUUUGUGUGAACGGCGCCUGUGGCAUUUUUCGCAUCACCUGGGGAUUCUGGGUUGAGGCUGGACAAUUGACUCUGCCCAAUGACACGGCUCUCUCGGAUAACGCUUUUACGAACUGUGUGAAUGAACCCCACUGUGCAGCCGGGACGAUCCAGAAAUAUAUGUACAAACAUGGACAAGAUUGCAACAACGAUCAGAAAAUUAACUGCCUGGACUACGGUGCCUUGCACAAAAUGGGUCAUCUGAAAUGUCGUAACGAACUUUCUUACUCCUUCGUCAAUACAUUUAGCAAAUGCCUGAAAAUCAAAGGGCGUCAGGCAACGGCAGCUGGUUAAGUUAAUUCCUUUCGAAAUGCUCCCCAAGAUACAUUUUGAGUACUAAUCACUAUAAAAUGCUUGUUAUUAGGGGCGACAAGAAAAGGAAUUUCGUUUUUGAAUAUAAGUAUAAUCGUUUACCUAUUCCAUUAAUGAAA
Messenger RNA from Scaptodrosophila lebanonensis, 658 nucleotides. Its product is annotated as lysozyme 2. The record is from RefSeq and is a predicted model, not a curated record. Lineage: Eukaryota; Metazoa; Arthropoda; Insecta; Diptera; Drosophilidae. The transcript has 3 exons. Gene Ontology annotation, molecular function: lysozyme activity. Bases 36 to 521 code for a protein of 161 amino acids.